AUGGGAACAUUUGGUUCAAGCAUGGCAAGUUUGUUCUUCUUCUGGGCAACUUUUCAGCAGAUCUUCCCUGAUCACCUCAAGAUGGCAAUCAAAGAGUUUCUUUUGUCUGCAAUCCAACAACUCUCUUUUGUCCAAAGAUUCUCCGACCGGAUCAUCAACUUCUUCUCUCCGUACGUUGUCAUCAACUUCCCAGAGUACGAAGAGUACCGUUUCAACCACGCUUUCGCAGCUAUAGACACUUACCUUGGGGCGAAAUCAACCGAUAAAGCCCAGAAGCUUAGGGCAAGUCAAGUCAAAGAGAGCAAAGGUCUAGUCUUGAAACGUGACGAGACUAAAGUCAGAGACAUAUACCAAGGAAUUAACGUCUGGUGGGAGAUUGUGACUGAUGCUGAAGGAGACAGAACUCACAGGCUCACUUUCCAUAGACGUGGAUUAGAGAUUGUAACCGGAUCUUACAUUAAGUACGUGAUGGAUGAAGGGAAAUCGAUUGAAGCGAAGAACAAGAAGAUGAAGCUGUUCACCAAUAACCCUAGUCUCAACUGGGAUUCUAGCAAGAAGAGCUUGUGGAGACACAUUGAUUUCGAGCAUCCAGCGAGUUUUCAGACGCUAGCGAUGGAUCCUAAGAAGAAAGAGGAGGUUUUGAAUGAUCUCGAGGCGUUUAGAAAUGGGAAAGAGUAUUACAAGAAGAUUGGGAAAGCUUGGAAAAGGGGUUACCUAUUGUACGGACCACCAGGGACUGGUAAAUCCACGAUGAUCGCGGCUAUGGCGAAUCAUUUGAACUACAGUAUCUAUGAUCUCGAGCUCACGGCUAUACAGAGCAACUCGGAGCUGAGGAAACUCCUCACGGCUACAUCGAGCAAGUCGAUUAUUGUGAUUGAAGAUAUCGAUUGUUCUGUAGACCUAACGGGUAAGAGAAGGAAGAAAUACGGUGACUUCAGCAGCAAGAAAGAUGGAGAACAAGGCAGUGAAGAACAAAACCGGAGUAGUAGAGUGACACUCUCUGGUCUUUUGAAUUUCAUAGAUGGGAUAUGGUCGGCUUGCGGACAAGAGAGGAUUAUCGUCUUCACCACGAAUCAUAUGGAGAAACUAGACCCGGCUUUGAUCAGGAGAGGAAGAAUGGAUAUGCACAUUGAGCUGUCUUAUUGCAGUUUCGAGGCGUUCAAGGUUCUUGCCAAGAACUACUUGGAUAUUGAUACUCAUCCUCUGUUUGGUGAGAUCGAAGCUUUCUUGAAGGAAACAAAGAUUGCUCCAGCUGAUGUAGCCGAGAAGCUGAUGUCCAAGAAUCAUAAAAUAGAUGUCGAUGGAUCCCUGAAGGACUUGGUUGACAGUUUGGAGAGGAGAAAGGAGUAUCAGAGAGGUCACAGUAAUGGUCACGAGAAGAAAUCUGGCGGCAAGAAACUCGGAAUAUUUCGUGGACUGUUUUAG
Microthlaspi erraticum is the source of this 1425-nucleotide messenger RNA. NCBI's taxonomy places the organism in Eukaryota, Viridiplantae, Streptophyta, Magnoliopsida, Brassicales, Brassicaceae. The record is from the annotation of a GenBank genome assembly.